GUUCAAAGUUUGACAUGACAUGACUCUCAAAUCAUUUUAUAAAUUUCGUGUGAGAAAUAGUUUUGUAAUAGUAAUUUCCAAGAGUUGCUUUGUAUCGCGUGAUUUGCCACAUGUUCAGACUAUUUCCAUUUAAAUAUCAGCUCUGUGCUCUGGGAAACUCCUAUGAUGUGAUCGCAGAUGCUUGUCGGGAUAAAACUAAGUUCUUUAGCUUCCUGGAAUCCAGGCAAUGGAGGAGUUUUAAGCGCAGCCUUGGAGGCCUCCUGCAGUGCGACUUCUCGUUCUAUCCCGUAUAUUAUUGGUUUCUGCUGGUAUUUAGUGCAUAUGGAGUGCUGCACAGCCUACUUUAUUUCGGCCUGCUGAUCUUCACCAAGGAUCCGGACACUAACACGAUAUGCCACAACAAACGAUUCUACGUACUGUCCCCAGUUUUGGUUAAGAGAUUUCGAAUUUUUAGCGCCUUUAUACAAACUAAUGCUUGGGCGAGUCUGAUGUAUGCUGCUGUAUUUGUGUCACCUCGGCACAUGGCUCCAUGGUUGUGGAUCCACAUAAUAAUGUUCGCCUUAAAACUGAGUGCUGCGACAAUAAACAUAAUUUUUGGGCGCAUGCCGGAUCAUCGAAAUUUGACCAUUAUCUAUUUGAUUGUUUAUGCGCUGAGCAUCUGGACUGUUCGUCAAUCCAUGACGGCGUUUACGACGGCUCUAAAACAGGAGACUCCGGAAAAACUAAUGCUCUUUUCGUGAAUCACUAUCCCAUUUAGGCAAUUAACCAAACAAUAUGUAAAUAUAUGUUGCAUGGUAAAUAUAAAAAUAUUUUAUUCAUUUGUUCA
Messenger RNA from Drosophila ficusphila, 826 nucleotides. RefSeq lists its product as uncharacterized. The record is from RefSeq and is a predicted model, not a curated record. Lineage: Eukaryota; Metazoa; Arthropoda; Insecta; Diptera; Drosophilidae. The coding region runs from base 111 to 740 and encodes 209 amino acids. The transcript is spliced from 3 exons.